AAUAUUUUCCUGACAGCAAAAAUGGCCAACGCUAUUAAGAAGGUCAUUCCCAUGCUGGACCGCAUUCUGAUCCAGCGCUUCGAGAUGAAGACUACCACUGCCGGUGGCAUACUGCUGCCGGAGGAGUCGGUGCCGAAGGAGAUGCAGGGCUUGGUGGUGGCCGUUGGACCCGGCGCUCGCAACCCGGCCGGAGCUGGCCACCUGUCCGUCGCCGUCAAGGAGGGUGAUCGUGUCCUGUUGCCCAAGUACGGGGGCACCAAGGUGGACAUGGACGACAAGCGCGAGUACGUGCUCUUCCGCGAGAGCGACAUCCUGGCGAAGCUGGAAUAAGAUGCAGGGAUCCCCCCACACCAACACAUACCCACCCUACACACGUACACUGCUCACACCUCAGACCGGCGCAGCAAAGAAACUAAUUUCCAAUUUGCUAAUGCGCUACUUGCGUUCGAAUUUAAAUGAUUAUCAUGUGUUAAAUGUUUAUUUGGUAUCUUCCACUUGCACACACACACUUGACCCAAACACACCCCCCACACUUGUUGAGAUGAAUGUGAUAGAGCAUACGCGGCCAGGUCAUACCGCUAUGGGGCGCCACAUAUGAUUUUAUGUUGCACAAAGCUUUGAAAUAAACUACUUAAAGAGAAAA
This is a messenger RNA of Drosophila persimilis, 643 nucleotides long. RefSeq names its product 10 kDa heat shock protein, mitochondrial. Gene Ontology annotation, cellular component: mitochondrial matrix. The coding region runs from base 22 to 330 and encodes 102 amino acids. The record is from RefSeq and is a predicted model, not a curated record. Gene Ontology annotation, molecular function: ATP binding; metal ion binding; protein-folding chaperone binding. NCBI's taxonomy places the organism in Eukaryota, Metazoa, Arthropoda, Insecta, Diptera, Drosophilidae. The transcript has 2 exons.